AUGGCAGAGAAAAUAAAUACUUACAGAACGGAGGAGAAGUUGCAGUUUUCAAAUUCCAGUGGUCACCCGUUCGAAACCAAACCAAAUCCUGAAAACACUCUGGUAAAGGAAAUUCUCGACAAUUGGCGAGAAGACGAUAUUGCUUUCAUUCCUACAAGAGCAAGUGAAGCAGUGGAAGAAAAACUUAAAAGUCUUAACCUCAUCACAGUGGUUGGAAAUUCUGGGUCUGGAAAAUCUGCAAUAAUUCAACAUAUUGCACUAAUUCUUAAGGAUCAGGGAUGGAAUGUCAUGCCGUUGGAUAAGGUGGAAGAAAUUAAAAAGAUCUGUUCAACUGGAGUCUCAGAAAAUCGUAUAUUAUUUGUAUUCAAUGAUCCUUUAGGUAAGGAAUCGUUAGAUGAAAUUUUGUAUCACUCAUGGAAAAGUUUAGAGAAAACGCUGGAGAUUUGCUUGAAGAAGAAUAAACUAUUGAUAUCAUGUAGAAGAUGCGUCUUUUAUGACAAGAGAAUCAAGGGUAACUUAUUGGAUAACUCAUCUGCAGUAGAGAUUGAUAACGAAAAAAAUGGACUGACGAUUGACGAGAAAAGAGCGAUCUUAAAUCAGUAUUCACAGAAUCUUCAUUUAUCCGAGGAGGUUUUUACCGAAAUAAUCAAAACCGAAGCUUACUUCCCAUUGCUUUGUAAGCUUUAUUCAAGGGAGGCGAACUACAAAGAAAAGGGGGUCGAUUUCUUCAAAAAUCCGUACAAAUUUAUUAAAAAGGAAAUUGAAGUUUGGAAGAAAACAGACAAGAAAAGAUUUUGCUCACUUAUCUUGAUAGUGGCUUUUAAAAACAAUUUGAAAAUCGAUGCUAUUGUGAAAAAUGAUACUUGUUUGAUGAAAUUUAAAGAAAUUUUAGGUAUGUGUGAGUUACAAGAAAACACACAUAUUUCAGUCAUUCGUAAUACUCUACACGAAUUGAAAGGAUCCUAUGUCAAACGUGUCGGAAAUGCUUUCCAAUUCCUUCACGAUUUUAUUAUGGAGAUAACGACUCUGGUGUUUGGAGUUGAUUGUCCACAAGAGACAAUACAGUACGCAGACACACUUGGUUUUCUGAGACGACGGGUAAGGAUAGAAGACGAUAUAGAAGAGGAAGAUAGCGAUCCCUUUACUGUUUACCUGCCUGAAGAGUACAUUGGUGAUCUCGUAGACCGAUUCAUUUUUGAUAUUAAGACAGACAAUGUUAUUGAUGUUAUUUUGAAUCCCUGUUUAAGGGACGAAAGCGUGAUCAAAUCUUUUAAGGAAAAGGUAGAAUCUAUGCCUCAAACAAAGUUAAUGGAAUAUCCAAUAUUUUCUGCUGUAUGUGCCAACGUUGAUUCAAAUCUAUUUAAAUUCCUUAGCCCAGAAUAUAAAAAAGAAGCUAUGGAUGAAAUGUGGUAUAUAUUUUUACCAAUUCACAUUGCAUCUGUAUUCCAUAACUUUUCAAUAAUUGAAGAAUUGGUUAGACUUAAUGCUGACGUUAAUAAAUUCACCCCUGAUUGUAGCAUGACUCCAUUAAUUCUGGCAGCAGCAAACACUGAAGGACAUUUGAAAGAGAUUGGAAAGAAAAUAGAAGGAGAUAGACGUAAUAAAACCAUUCUUUCUUUACUGAGAAAUGGUGCCAAAAUUAAUAUGUGCAUCAAUUUAUGUAACAAGAAUGGAGCCAGUCCUCUUUAUAUAGCUUGUCAAAAUGGACAUGAUAGCACGGUACAACUGUUACUGAACAACGGUGCCGACAUCAAUUUAUGUGAUAAUGAUGGAUUCAGUCCUCUUCUUGUAGCUGGUAAAAAUGGACAUGAUAGCACGGUACAACUGUUACUGAACAAUGGUGCUGACGUCAAUUUAUCUAACAAGAAUGGAGCCAGUCCUCUUUAUAUAGCUUGUCAAAAUAGACAUGAUAGCACUGUACAACUGUUAGUAAACAAUGGUGCAGACAUCAAUUUAUGUGAUAAUGAUGGAUUCAGUCCUCUUUAUUUAGCUUGUCAAAAUGUGCACGAAAGCACGGUACAACUAUUACUGAACAACAAUGCCAACAUCAAUUUAUGUAACAAGAAUGGAGCCAGUCCUCUUUAUAUUGCUUGUUAUAAAGGACAUGAUAGCACAGUACAGUUGUUACUGAACAACGGUGCAGACAUCAAUUUAUGUGAUAAUUAUGGAGCCAGUCCUCUUCAUAUAGCUUGUCAAAAUGGACAUGAUAGCACGGUACAACUGUUACUGAACAACGGUGCCGACGUCAAUUUAUGUGAUAAUUAUGGAGCCAGUCCUCUUCAUAUAGCUUGUCAAAAUGGACAUGAUAGCACAGUACAGUUGUUACUGAACAACGGUGCCGACAUCAAUUUAUGUGAUAAUUAUGGAGCCAGUCCUCUUCAUAUAGCUUGUCAAAAUGGACAUGAUAGCACGGUACAGUUGUUAUUGAACAACAGUGCAACCAUCAAUCUUUUUAACAAAAAUGCAGUCAGUCCUCUUUAUAUAGCUUCUUAUAAUGGACAUGAUAGCACAGUACAGUUGUUACUGAACAACGGUGCAGACAUCAAUUUAUGUCAUAAUGAUGGAUUCAGUCCUCUUUAUAUAGCCUGUGAGAAUGGACAUGAUAGCACGGUACUACUGCUACUAAACAACGGCGCCGACAUCAAUUUGUGUGAUAAUGUUGGAGUCAGUCCUCUUUAUAAAGUUUGUCAAAAUGGACAUGAUAGCACGUUACAACUGUUACUGAAUAACGAUGCGGACAUCAAUCUAUGUAAUAAUUAUGGGGUCAGUCCUCUUCAAGUAGCUUGUUAUUAUGGACAUGAUAGUACGGUACAACUGUUACUGAACAACGGUGCCGACAUCAAUUUAUGUGACAAGAAUGGAGCCAGUGCGUUGUGGAUCGCCUGUCUUAAUGGACAUCAUAGUAUUGUACAAUUAUUACUGAACAGCGGAGCCGAUACCAAUUUAUUUGACAAAAAUGGAGUCUCCCCUCUUUCCAUAGCAUCUGAAAAUGGACAUAUAAAAGCGGCACAAUUAUUAUUAAGCAAUAGCAUCGACCCAAGUUAAUGUGAUGACUUUAAGCUUAUGCUGUACUCCGUCAAAAUAGACAGCUUUGAACAAAUUCAACUCUACAGCGGCGACGAUAUGAAUAAAAGUGAUGAUUUCUUUUCGUUUUCUCUCACGAUAGCUAAAUUGAACAUUAAAGUCUAUUUUUUUUUUUU
Messenger RNA from Saccostrea cuccullata (small rock oyster), 3200 nucleotides. Its product is annotated as ankyrin-1-like. The coding region runs from base 1 to 3045 and encodes 1014 amino acids. The record is from RefSeq and is a predicted model, not a curated record. Lineage: Eukaryota; Metazoa; Mollusca; Bivalvia; Ostreida; Ostreidae. The transcript is spliced from 5 exons. Gene Ontology annotation, molecular function: protein binding.